UCACCGCACAACAUGAGUUCCUCCCGCAAGCGCAAGGCUUCCGAAGAGCCCGACAACGACCGCAUGUCGACUUCGCCCUCAGCCUCGCCUUCAAUACCCGGACGAACUCUGCCGCAAGCCCGCAGCAUAAAGAGAACCAGGACGGGAGCAGCACAAGGCCGCCCGCUUGCUCUGCCACGCCUGCUCGAGACACUGUCAGCCGAUCAGAUGCGUCAACUUCUACAAAAUGUCUGCGAUCAACACCCGGAAUUACAGCACGAGAUCGUCACCAAAGCACCGCGGCCCUCCGUCGAGUCCACGCUGCAAGUCCUCAGCAAAUAUGAAAACGCCUUCCGGCAAUCUUUCCCGCUCGGCAACCGCCCCACUUCAGAUUACGCAUUCAACCGGGUACGGCAGCAUUUAUCGCAGCUGAUAGAUGCUGUACGAGAAUACACACCUCACUUCCUGCCGCCCCAUGAGACGCAAGAUGGUCCUUCUCUCGCCUAUCUCGACUCAGUCACCGAAAUGAUCCAUCGCCUACCAGACUGGGAUACCUUCCAAUAUCAACGACACAAAAACGAAGCUUACGAUGAAAUUGCAAAGGCUUGGGCUUUGGUCAUCCGAGAAGCAGCGAAGCGUGCCGGCGGCUUCCAUCUACAGUUCGGCGGCUGGGACCGGAAGCUGGUGGAGCACAACCAGAGAAGUGGCGGCAAGAUGGAAGAGGCCGUCAACGAGCUGAAGGCAGCUCUAGGCUUCAUUCAAGCCGGAGCAAGCACGGCUCCCGCCACACCAGGCAUCAGCGAAGAGCGCGCAAGCAUACGGCAACAAUUGUUCGGAGGCACUUACGGCCAGCCGACACCACCAUCUCAAUUAGGAAUCGGUCAGCACAGCGGAUGGUAGCAUCAUCAUGGCAUUGAAACCGGCACUGCAGACAUGGGAUGGGAUAUUUGAUUUGCAGCGUUUCAUCGUGAGCGUUACGUUCUUGCAGGGUGGAGUUGAGCAUACAAUGGGACAUCCGGUGUCGACUUUGCGCGUGGAGCUUGGGAUGGCUACAGAGGGCUACGUAAUUUCGGCGUUGGGAGCUUGGUGACUUCUGCAUACGGAGGGAUACACUGUCAUUUUGUUUUCAAGACGAUGAGCCCGAGAAGUGGCCUAUAUGAACGAAAGAAGGCACGCGCAUGGCGUGGCCGACUGAUAUCCAGGUAAUCCCUGAUUGACUGAUCUACUGAUCGAAGAAUGAGAUUCUUUUCUUGUGUG
Molecule: messenger RNA, 1236 nt
Organism: Pseudocercospora fijiensis CIRAD86
Lineage: Eukaryota; Fungi; Ascomycota; Dothideomycetes; Mycosphaerellales; Mycosphaerellaceae
Exons: 1
Coding region: 13-879 (288 amino acids)
Biological process (GO): proteasome localization; nuclear protein quality control by the ubiquitin-proteasome system
Cellular component (GO): nucleus
Source: RefSeq, a predicted model, not a curated record